UCUCAUCAUAUAUCCUCUUUGAGGAUGCUAGAGUGCUUCCCAGAGAUGAAGAGGUUGAAGAUGAUAUGGACGAGGCAGCUGUACCUGGGCCUGUGGAUACACAUUGGUCCUUGGACAUGAAGGCACAUGUGGUGGAGACUUUCUUCAUGUAGGGAACUGCAUGCACCUGAUCCAUGCUCAGUUCCCUAUAAUAUAAUUUUGCCUGGGCAUAGAUUGGCUCUGUUACACUUGUGCGCACACACAGGAUACCACCAACUGUUGGGAAGGAAGGCAGUGCAAGUCAUGGAUGUGAUCACAGUAAAACACCAAAAUAUCCUCAAUUUGAGAGAGCAGGGAGAACAGUCACUGUAGUCUCUGGCCAGCACUAUGACAGAUUAUAAAGACAUAUUUCAAGGAGAUGGACACCCAGAUGGCAAACUAAAGUUAGAAAUAGACUCCAAUGUGAAACCUGUGAGUCUACCAAAAUGUAGAGUUUCAUUAGCCUUGGCGGAGCCACUGAAGAAGGAACUGGCAAGCUUGCAAAGAAGAUGCAUCAUUAAACCUGUUGAAACUAGCCAAGAGUGGAUCAGCAGCCUUGCAGUGGCAAGAAAACCUUCAGGUAAACUGAGGAUCUCCAGUGAACAGGGCACUGAAUAAAAGUCCCUACCCUUUACCAACAACUGGGGACAUAUAGCCCUAUUUUCCAGGGCAGACGUGUUCACUCUUUGUGAUGUCAAGAAUGGGAUCUAACUUCUGAUAGAUUGAGCCAGAUAAGUCAUCCAGCCAUUUGACAACCUUUGCUACACCUUUUGGCAGGUACUUCUGGAUACAAAUGCCUAUGGGCAUCAGCCUGGCCCCAGAGGUGUUUUGGUGUAAACUGAACCAGGUACUAAAGGACUUCCAGGCAUUAAGACUGAGGCUAAUGACAUUCUUAUUGUAGGUGAAGGAGAUAUCAAGGAAGAGACAAUCCAAGGCUAUAUACCAAGCUGCAACAAUGCCUAAAUGGGUGCCAGAAGCGGGAUAUGAGGAUGAAUGCAGAUAAGCUGAAGAGAACUGAGGUCCACUAAAUCAGACAUCUGUUGACCUCCAAGGGAUUCCAGUCUGAUCCUGAAAAACAGAGCCAUUACGCAAAGCAAAGGAUGUGAAGGAAGUCCAGCAAUUUGUAGGAAUCUUUCCAGAUUCUGCUCACAUCUAUCAGAAACCUGUGAACCUUUGAGACUUUCAAUAUACCAUGAUGCAGCCGUGGAAUGGCCAGAGACCCAAGAAUAGGCAUUUGAAAGAGUAAAGAAAAUCAUUAAUGAGGCACCGGUCCUAAAGUACUAUAACUCUGCAGAGCAGCUAGAGCUACAGUGUGUUGCUUCAGGAGGAAGAACAGGAGCAGCACUGAUGCAAAGCCUGUAGCUCACAGACUUUGGUAACAGAGCCCUGACAAACACAAAGUGGAUAUGCUCAUAGAGAAAAGAAGCCACUUACUCACUGGGCUCUUUGCAACAGACUGCUUCUAUCAGUUCACCUUUGGGCAUCUUGGGUGCAGUCUGAUCAAACUCUGAGACAUCAUCAUAAAGAAGAUACUGCUAAGUACAGCCAACUGACUGCAAUGCAUGUUAUUGAGACUCUAGUGCUAUGAUUGGAGGAUAAAGUACUGGUGGCAGAUAACCUGCCAGAGUAUAACACAGAUAGCUCUGUGAAACAGGAGACAAGAGUCUAUCAACAUGCUACCAUACCUUCACAUCUUUGAUGGGAGGCUCCAGGCAAUCCAACAAAGGACCAACCAGGAUGAAGUGCUACAGGCAGCAAAAUGACGAACUCCAGGGUUGGCCAUAACACAAAGCGCAAGUGCCACAGGAAGUUACCCUAUACUAUCAGGCAAGAUACAAACUGUGGGUGCAAUACAGAAUUUUGUUUAAAGGGUAACAAUCCCAACAGAUUUAAGACCCAACAUGAGACAGAUACACACUUCACACCAGGCCUGAGAUGAGCCAGCAGUACAGCUUUAUUAUCUUGUGAGACUUGGCAACCACUCAUUGGAAUGAGAGGAAGGUGCACUGGAGUGAAAGGAAUAAACAGAUCAGAAGAAGAAAAGCAACUAAAAGAGCUAAAAAUCAGAGAAGGAAGAAGGCAGAAGUAGCAGCAACACCAGGUUUUGACAGAUCAGAAAGACCCUUUCAGAGAUAGUCAAGAUAUCAGAAGAACUGUUCACCAUCACAAUGAGACUGGUAAUUCUUGAUGACUAUGAUUUGGCAAGUGAAUGGGCAGCCAAGUACAUUUGUAAUCGUAUUAUCCAAUUCAAACCAAGUCAGGGAAGAUAUUUUACGCUUGGCUUACCAACAGGGAGCACACCUUUGGGAUGCUACAAAAAACUGAUAGAAUAUCACAAGAAUGAAGAUCUUUCUUUUAAAUAUGUAAAGACUUUCAACAUGGAUGAAUAUGUAGGGCUUCCAAGAAAUCAUCCAGAGAGUUACCAUUCUUAUAUGUGGAAUAAUUUCUUUAAGCAUAUUGACAUAGAUCCUAAUAAUGCUCACAUCCUUGAUGGGAAUGCUCUAGACCUACAGGCAGAGUGUGAUGCAUUUGAAAAAAAAAUUGAAGAAGCUGGGGGAAUUGAUCUGUUUGUUGGAGGCAUUGGUCCAGAUGGCCACAUUGCUUUCAAUGAACCAGGAUCGAGUUUGGCUUCAAGAACAAGGUUAAAGACUUUAGCAAUGGAUACCAUUUUGGCAAAUGCUAAAUACUUUGAUGGAGACUUAUCUAAAGUGCCAACUAUGGCACUAACUGUUGGUGUCGGUACAGUGAUGGAUGCUAGAGAAGUUAUGAUUCUCAUAACAGGUGCCCAUAAAGCUUUUGCUUUGUACAAGGCAAUUGAAGAAGGGGUCAAUCAUAUGUGGACAGUUUCUGCUUUCCAGCAGCACCCUCGCACUAUCUUUGUAUGUGAUGAAGAUGCUACUUUAGAACUAAGAGUUAAAACUGUGAAAUACUUCAAAGGUUUAAUGCAUGUUCACAAUAAACUUGUGGACCCGCUGUACAGUAUGAAAGAAGAAAACUGAAGGAGGAAUUGAAGAACUCCAUGUGGGUAAACAGCAACAUUUUUAGGUAGCAGACAAAGUUACUGCUAUGCAAUAUGCUGAAACUGCUUAAAAUGGAAAAUCUUAAGUACUGUAUUUUUUAAAAAAUCCAGUAUCUAUACAUUUACAUUCCAUCUCUAUAUGUUGUUGUAUUGUGCAUUUUGUUUUAAUAUUUUGUAGAUGCGACUUCAUUGGCUGCCACAGUAAGUAAACAAGAACAGAGUAAAUGUAAAUGGCAGUUACAUAUUAUGAGAAAUAAAAACAGAAGUGUAUUCUUAGCACAGCAAUGUACUGUUUGACUGUGUGGGAGAAAAUUAUAUUUUAGCUUAAGCAAAAUUCCGUGGCUCCACCAGUGCAAAAUACACUAAUUUUUUUGUGUCUCAAUAUAGGCAAAAUGCUUUUGGGCUUUCACAUGUCAAACAUUAUGGACUUGGAACAGAUGCACAACUUUGGUUAUGAAGUGCUCUGUUUAUAUCUAAUACACAUUGAACUUUUGCACUUUGGUUGCCUUAAAUUAAUCUUAUACCAAUAGCUUCUGGGCGUUUAAGUCCUACUGUACAAUACUCGGGCAAAUAAAAGUAUGAAAACUGCCUAAAAAUGUAGAGGACCCUCUCAAACAAUUACAAUAACUUAUUCUUCAAUUAUGUGCAUAUUAUACUUCUGCCAUAGCACUUUUGUUACAUGUUUCAAGUUUAUUUAGGAAUUUUGUAUUUUGGUAAUUAUGAACUCUCUAGAUAAUGAAUACAUUCAAUAUGUUCCUUUUUGGAGAUGAAUAGCCUCGUUACAAUAAUUAAUUAGUUGUGAUCCAAUCAUUGUAAAGGGAGGUUAAUUGUAGUAAGAAUGCCUAAAAAUCCAAAUGGCUAGUAUUGAAACAAGUCUGACUGUAAACAGAACCGCUUUGCAUUGGAGAUUGCCAUAAAUGUUGAACUGUUACUAAGAAUGCCACUCUUUUCUACCGUUACUCCAAGUAAAGCUUAAAUUCACAAAAA
Mauremys reevesii (Reeves's turtle) is the source of this 4024-nucleotide messenger RNA. It is a transcript of the gene GNPDA2, whose product is annotated as glucosamine-6-phosphate deaminase 2. The transcript is spliced from 8 exons. Bases 2187 to 3017 code for a protein of 276 amino acids. Gene Ontology annotation, cellular component: cytoplasm. The record is from RefSeq and is a predicted model, not a curated record. Gene Ontology annotation, biological process: N-acetylneuraminate catabolic process; D-glucosamine catabolic process; N-acetylglucosamine catabolic process. Gene Ontology annotation, molecular function: identical protein binding; glucosamine-6-phosphate deaminase activity. Lineage: Eukaryota; Metazoa; Chordata; Testudines; Geoemydidae.